AUGCAGCAGUCCAAGCUGCACCGCCUGUUGUUGCCAGGGCCUUUGUCGGCCUGGCCCUUCAAGGGGGCCUUUUCGGGCGGCCUUAGUGGCCUUGGUGAAAUCAGGCAGCUCUUGGCGCAAGAGCUGGGCAACGAGGAGGCCAAAGAGAUGCGUGAGCUGUUUCUUCAAAUCGAUUCGGAUGAGCGUGGCACCAUCCGGCUGGGCGACUUGAAGGCCGCCAUGGCCCGGCGACGUGCGCCGGGAAGCCCCAAAGGCAUGAUGGACAUGGUGGUGGGCCGCAGGCUGACAUCGCCCAACCUGAGCCCCACCAACCAGAUCCCGGAGGAACAGGUUGAACAGAUCUUCAGCAUGUUGGAUGCCAACGGCGACGAAGAAGUCCACUAUUCCGACUUCCUCGCUGCCACGGUGAACAUGCGCGGCCGCUGGAGGCGGGAGGCGCUUCGGAAGAUCUUCAACCGCAUUGACCGGGAUGCUUCGGGCACCAUCAGUGUCUCUGAGGUGCAGCGAGUGGUGGCAGAAACCGUGGAGGACGCCACCGCGGCGGAGGAGUUUCUGAAAGAGUCCAAAGUGACACUGAACAGCAAGGGGGAGAUCAGCUUCGAGGCCUUUGCGGACCUCUUCGAGCGGAAAGAUCUGUGCAUCACCGGGUCGUCGCCGGUCACCCGCAAGGACAUGCUGAAAGCUUGUGCUUGGGACGAGUCCCCUCACUCCUGGAGGAGGACCUUCGGAACCGCUUUAGAACCCACGGUCCGCUGCGGUCCAACGCAGAACGUUGAACUGGAUCUCGUUGGUUCCAACGCGGUCGAUGCUGCCAUGUGCGAUGCGGUCCAGCGGGACGCAGUUCGCGGGACGAGCGGAGCGGAGGCCACGAGGCUGGGCGCCACCGUCGCGCGGCCCAUGAUCAGCUUUGCAGCGCUGGGCCUGGCCCUCGUCCUUGCAGUUCUUUUGGCACCUCAACCAGUUUCCAGGCCCACGGACGUGCGCGCGGUUUGCGGCAUGCCAGAGGAGGAGUUUCAUCAGCUGGGCCUCCCCGAGGUGACCGCGGUGAAUUGGGGCCAAUGGCACGGGCCUUACGCGCUGCCCGCAGAGCGCAUGGCGAUCUGCGCCUCUGGCAAGGUCUUCGUGUGGCAGCGAGGUGGCCCCAUGCUGCAGCUCCCUAGUGUGCCUGAUCUUUUGCCAUCUUUGCUGAAACUCUGGCCGCGUGACCGGGGAUCACAGGAUGGCAACUUCCUUUGGAUACUGGACGAGGACUACAACCUGGUCAUCGCGCCCAUCAUGCAGCGCCGCAACGAGGGUGGCGCACUGCUGGAGGUGAAGCACGGAGAUUUAGCCCCGGGCCAGACCUUCUUCGGACGUGGUCCUCACCUCACCGGUCCCUACCGAGGCCUCGCACGCCUCGGCGGGGAGUUCAACCUCGCUGGUGCACGGGACGGUGCCGAAUGGAUCAUGCACGCCAAGUCGGGCUACACCGCCUACCGCGUGCCAGUGCGCGAGGCAGAGGACUAUUUUCAUGUACAGCACCAGGCGAGCCUCACCCAGGCUGGCCGCAAUGAGUCGGAGAUCGCCCAGAAUUUUCAGCGAUGUGUGUAUAGAGAGAUUUAUCGAGUUAGAGACGCUUUGUCUCGCAUGUUUUGCCUCUUGCGGCGCCAUGGGGUUCGUGUAGCUCUCGGCGAGUUCAGGCAAUGUGACAUUCGCUCCAGCGCGGCGGGAGGAUUUCCAGAUCUUCAAACUUGUACAGUGAAGGAUCCUGGAAAUGCCACAGCUUGCUCCUCUCCGUCGGCUGAGGAUGGCCCCACGACGCUUCAUGUGAUCGAUUGGUACGCGCCUGGCCAAGAUCGAUGCAAAUCGACGGUGGCAGACUAUGCCAGCAUGCUAAAGGCAGUCGAGCUGGAUUUGAUGCGCUUGUUUCAGGGCGAGCCACUCAACCCGGCAGAUGUACAGAAGCAGAUCCGGUCCUUGCGGAAACACAGCUGCCUUUUCUCCCGGGAAUUCACUGAUCAGCUGCACUGCAACGUGCAUGGCUGCUUCGGUGAUGGCUUCACCAGGAAAUUGAAGGCAGUGGAGUUGAUGUUGCCAAAAGAUCUCAAGGAGGCUCGAAGGCUGUGGGGCUUGGCCUUGGCGGCGUGGAGCUCCUGCGCGGCAGGUCAGGCGAUUUCUCCGGAGCAGACGUAGUGAAGCCGCGCGCGAAACCGGGCGCCUUGGGUGGCUUCUCGUAGUGACCAGGAGCUGGGUCAACUAUUUCUAUCCCAGAUGGAGUGUUUGGGUAUGAUUGUG
This is a messenger RNA of Durusdinium trenchii, 2274 nucleotides long. Lineage: Eukaryota; Dinophyceae; Suessiales; Symbiodiniaceae. The record is from the annotation of a GenBank genome assembly.